CAAUUGUAUAAUGUAUUUUGUGAAUCGAGCGUGGAUGCAACUAGUGAUCAUUUUAUAACAAAACCAAUUAUUUAACCAGUUAAUUACUCCAGAAUUGAUUCCUUAAAAAUGCCUGAAAAUAAGGAUCUUGUUCUAUGUUACAAUCGAGGAUGUGGAAAGCUUUUUAAUCCCAAUGAUAACGACAAAGAUGAGUGCUGUCAUCAUCCUGGAUCACCUGUGUUCCACGAUGCCUAUAAAGGAUGGUCUUGUUGCAACAAAAAGAGUGUUGAUUUCACUGAAUUCCUAAAUAUCAAAGGAUGCACACAGUCAAAGCACUCAAAUGUGAAACCACCAGAGCCAGAGAAGAAAGCAUUAGACAAAGAGUUGGAUAAAAAAGAGGUGAUAGAAGUGAGAGCACCGAUAGUGGGACCUCAGCUUGUGAGACCACCAUUUGACACACCACUGGUAACCCUAGAAGCACGUAUUGCAGAUUCACUUAAAGAUAUUGUCAACAAGAGUGCACAACAGACUGCAAAAUCUUCUGAAAGUGGAGCCAUAGAAAUUGGAACUACAUGCAAGAACGGUGGAUGCAAUGUGUCUUACGAAGGGCCACAGAGUAACAAUUCAAUGUGCACAUAUCACCCAGGGUGUCCUGUAUUCCACGAGGGUCUGAAGUUUUGGUCCUGCUGUCAGAAACGCACAACCGAUUUUAACACCUUCCUCAGUCAACCGGGUUGCACAACUGGAAAUCACAAAUGGCUGAAAGAGAGUGCACCUUCUGGUACAGUUAAAUGUCGCUGGGAUUGGCACCAAACUCCCGACUAUGUCAUCAUAAGUGUAUACGCUAAGAAGUACAAUCCUACAGCAAGCUUUGUUAAAAUAAACCCUAUUCGCUUAAACACUAAAUUAAUUUUUACCGAAGAAGACAACGCUGCUUUUGAAUUGGAUCUAGAAUUAAGAGGGGUAAUUGAUGUAAGUAAGAGCAGUGCUUCAAUGUUGUCUACAAAAGUAGAGAUUAAGCUUAAAAAGGGUGAGCCCGGUGCUUGGAGUAAAUUAGACUUCCCCCGAGAAGCCCCGAAAAAGGAAGUAGCACCACCAACACAAGUUGUUGAAGCAGAUCUUGACGAUGCAGUGGAUCUGUCAGAUGUUGAAGCCAUCCAUUCUAUUGGGAAAGUCAAUGUGUCAGACUAAAAAUGCACAAAUAAAUAAUUUAUA
Molecule: messenger RNA, 1194 nt
Organism: Aricia agestis (brown argus)
Lineage: Eukaryota; Metazoa; Arthropoda; Insecta; Lepidoptera; Lycaenidae
Gene: mora
Product: cysteine and histidine-rich domain-containing protein
Exons: 6
Coding region: 109-1170 (353 amino acids)
Source: RefSeq, a predicted model, not a curated record